GAUUGAUAUGUAUGUUGGAGGAACUGAUGACCUCAUGGGCUUCAUUUUGAUAUUUCCGUUCUUAACGGCUGAGGAUAAAGAGAAACAACGUGCUGUUAUAGUUCAAAAGGCAACAGGCAGGUAUUUCCCAGCAUAUGAAAAGGUUUUGAAAGACCACGGGCAGGACUUUCUUGUUGGCAACAAUUUUAGCUGGGCAGACGUUCAUCUUUUUGAAGCCAUUUUAAUGGUAGAAGAGAAGCAGUCAGACGUGCUCUCAGGCUUUCCUCAGUUACAGGCAUUCAAAGCAAGGAUGAGCAGCAUCCCCACAAUCAAGAAAUUUCUAGAGCCAGGAAGCCAGAGAAAACCAGUUCCUGAUGAUAAAUACGUGGAGACUGUGAGGAGAGUUCUGCGCAUGUAUUACGACAUAAAAGCGAAUUAG
Leptosomus discolor (cuckoo roller) is the source of this 418-nucleotide messenger RNA. The record is from RefSeq and is a predicted model, not a curated record. NCBI's taxonomy places the organism in Eukaryota, Metazoa, Chordata, Aves, Leptosomiformes, Leptosomidae.